Messenger RNA from Magnolia sinica, 2449 nucleotides. RefSeq names its product nuclear pore complex protein NUP98A-like. Gene Ontology annotation, molecular function: structural constituent of nuclear pore. Gene Ontology annotation, cellular component: nuclear pore cytoplasmic filaments; nuclear pore. The coding region runs from base 130 to 441 and encodes 103 amino acids. The record is from RefSeq and is a predicted model, not a curated record. Gene Ontology annotation, biological process: RNA export from nucleus; protein import into nucleus; post-transcriptional tethering of RNA polymerase II gene DNA at nuclear periphery. The transcript has 4 exons. Lineage: Eukaryota; Viridiplantae; Streptophyta; Magnoliopsida; Magnoliales; Magnoliaceae.
GCCAGUCAGAAUAAUUUGAUCGCGCAACCAGUGCCAGUUGAAAACCCAUUUGGAACACUCCCUGCAAUGCCUCAACUGUCAAUUGGUCGUGCUGGCUCAGCACCCUCUGUCCAAUAUUGAAUUUCUAGCAUGCCUGUUGGCAACAAGCCCACUCUUGUCAGAGUUUCACCCUUACUGACUCCUAGGCACUUGUCUCGGAGAAGGAUUAGGUUAUAUGAUGUUAUAUAUCAUCCUAGAAAUGAUGGUCUGAAGGUGCCAUUCUUUAGUGACGAUGAGGAAACACCAAGUACGCUAAAGGCGGAUGCUCUUUUCAUUCCUCGGGAGAAUCCAAGGGCACUGGUUAUUCGUCCCAUGGACCAGUGGCCCACAAGAUCUAGUGCAGAAAAGCAGUCUCCAUUGAAAGAUACGGAUGCACCAGUUCAUCAAAAUGUGUUUCCUUGAAAAACAAGAUACGAUAUUUUUAAGGCCAAAUGUGGAAAAAGGACAAAGUCUUGAGGGCAUAAAAACAUGGGCCAUGCUGUACUUCUAGUUGUGGGUAGUAAGUUCUCAUUUUCCAAGGCUGUCCUUUUUGGAGAAGUGUUAUUCGAACAUUGAAAACUCAUCAGCAUGAAUCUCUUGCUUGUUUUUCAAAGUAGUCUCUGUUAAAGAUCUGGAAGUCCAUGUUGAGUUUGAUGGGAGUGUUGAAUGCUCACUCACUAAAUUUGCUUGUUAUGUUAGUGUUGUGGGGCUGAUGUCACGGGGGCAGCUGGUUGUACAUGCAAUCUUGAGAAUUCAUGUUUCGGAUGUGAUUAACAAAACAAGAUUCGUAAUGCUGACUUCGGUUGGUGUUGCAUGGAUUGGGGUGUUGUUGUUGCUUUCUUUGGAGCUGUAGGGCUCAUUGGUCUAUAGUUCUUUCUUUUCUUUAACUAGGCAUUUCAUCCCAAAAAAAAAAAAAAUGUAGUUACAAAUCUGAUGCUAAAUAGUUGGGAUGGUGAUGUUGUUGUUGUGGUUAUAAUGUCACAUCAAUUAAUUGCAGAAAGUGAUCUAGAACUAUCUAUUUCAUGGAGCUUAGGGCCUGUAGUUUAAUCUGUUGAGUCAGUCUACCAAUGGCAGGGAUGUGCAUGUGUUUUGCAGCUAGUGAAAUGCCAUGUCAUAUUCCUAGCCAUUAUGCAUAAUUCCAUUAUGGUUAUGGUUAGUAAUUUUGGAUUGUCAAACUAGGGUUUUUUCUUUGGUUGUUCUCUUUACAUGAUGCUCUUAUUCAGGUAUAAUCUCUGGGGAGGCAUCCGCUUCUGCUUUAAAUGGUUCCUUCUCUCAAGAUCAUGAUGGUAAGCCCAUUUCUUUAAUUUAGUUUUUGUUUUUGCUCCCUACUCUUUUUAAUUUUUACUUUAUAAGCCAUCAUGCCUCAUCUGGCAUUUCUUUUUCUUGUUUUGAUCUUUAAUGCAACUGAAACGUUGUGAUUGGUAACUUGAAAAUUCUUACUGAGAUAUUUUAGUUUUAUGGAUAUGCUGCAGGGUGCCAAAAAAAGAAAAUAAAAAGAAAAAAAAGGGGAAAAAAAUAGGAGAAGAACAAGAUAUUAAUUUGAAAUUCCUUUUAGUCUCCACUCAAGGAACCACACAUCCUUGAUUUGCCCCACACCUUUGGUUCCAUUUGGAAUAUGGCACAAAUUGCCAUUAUGCUCCACUUAAAUGCACCCCCUAUGGUUUCGAAUUGAGUUUGCUAGGAAGUGCAGAAACUCCAUUGCACAUUGAGUGGAACAGAGUCUGUCAUAUCAACUAUGGAUGGCUAGCGAUGAUGUAUGACAACUAACCACUUGCUCUAAAAGAUCGAAUUGAUAAAGCAUGUCGAAUCAAUCCCUUUAUCUCAUAGCCCAAGUUAGGCCCUCGGCCGAACCCCCCUUGUGGGCCCCACUUCACAUGGGUCUUGCCUCACAUGAGCUACCCACCUCACACGGGCCGCCCACCUCGAGUGUGCCCCUCUUCACACUGGCCGUUCUACUCGAGUCCAGUGUGAAAAUGCCACUGCAUCAAUCAUCCCUGGUAAGGAGUCUCAAACAUGAGACCUCCUGCUCUGAUACUACUUUUGAUGCAGAACAACUAACCACUUGCUCUAAAAGUUUGAACUGAUAGAGCUUGGCAAAUCAAUCCCUUUAUCUCAUAGCCUAGGUCAGGAACUCGGCCAAACCCCCCUCAUGGGCCCCACUUCAGAUGGGUUCUGCCUCACACGAGCCACAUGCCUCACACAAGCCGCCCACCCCAAGUGUGCCCCCGCUUCACAUAGGCCACCCCACUCGAGCCCGGUUUGAAAAUGCCCGUACAUUAAGCAAGCUCAAUUUGGCAGGAGGUGCUGAGCUAAGCCGAAAGGUCAGUUUAGCCAAUGGCAAAUUCACCUGAUGUAAAUAUAGUAACUUAAAAACUCAGCCUUUCCGUUUUUAUUACAGAAUGCCUAAUUCAAAACUCAACUACAGUUCUUG